This is a messenger RNA of Prosopis cineraria, 758 nucleotides long. RefSeq names its product mitotic spindle checkpoint protein MAD1-like. NCBI's taxonomy places the organism in Eukaryota, Viridiplantae, Streptophyta, Magnoliopsida, Fabales, Fabaceae. The record is from RefSeq and is a predicted model, not a curated record. Gene Ontology annotation, cellular component: nuclear envelope; kinetochore; mitotic spindle. The transcript is spliced from 6 exons. Gene Ontology annotation, biological process: mitotic spindle assembly checkpoint signaling; attachment of mitotic spindle microtubules to kinetochore. The coding region runs from base 29 to 541 and encodes 170 amino acids.
CGAAUGGUGAAUACUCUUUCUGUAGAGAAUGAGGCCCAAACAAACCAUAGAAGCAUUACAAACUGAGCUGCAAAAAACAAAAGAGAAGUUAAAAGCUGUUGAAGAAUUGAAGAAUCAAUCAGGUGAAGCUGGAAGAUUGGUAGAUAACUACAUAUCAGAUAAGCUAACACAAUUGAAAGAACAGAUUGCUACUCUUGAGAAAAGAGAAGAAAGAUACAAAACAGUGUUUGCAGACAGAAUUUCAGUUUUCAGGAGGGCAUGCUGUGAACUUUUUGGUUACAAGAUUGUGAUGGACGAACACCAGCGGUCAAAUGGAAUCCCGGUGACUCGAUUUACCCUGCAAUCAAUUUAUGCUCAAAGUGAUGAAGAGAAACUUGAAUUUGAAUACGAGUCAGGGAAUACCAACAUUUUGGCAAACGAUUACACAUCACAGCCUGAUAUAUCCCGUCAGGUUGAGAUAUUUGUUCGGAAGAUGAACUCAAUUCCUGCUUUCACUGCCAACUUAACGGUGGAAUCAUUCAAUAGAAGAACUUUGUCUUAGAUGCAAUGAACUUUACAGUCUACUGUCCUUAUAAUAUAAAAUUUCUAUAGCCAAUUAUUUGUAUCCUUGACUUCUGGAUUUUGGUGAACUAGUAUAGCGAUUCAGCCAUUGAGAGGACCCAAUUUUAUUUGGAUUGGGAAUUGGUGCGUGAUGGAUAUAUUGGUUGUUUUUCUGCCAUAAUUUGUAAAUAUGGUACAAGUUUGUGUUGGCAAAAGGG